Molecule: messenger RNA, 3206 nt
Organism: Aspergillus steynii IBT 23096
Lineage: Eukaryota; Fungi; Ascomycota; Eurotiomycetes; Eurotiales; Aspergillaceae
Product: SMP domain-containing protein
Exons: 2
Coding region: 247-3006 (919 amino acids)
Biological process (GO): phospholipid transport
Cellular component (GO): ERMES complex; endoplasmic reticulum
Molecular function (GO): lipid binding
Source: RefSeq, a predicted model, not a curated record
GUCCGACUUCCUCCUGGUCCCUGAUUCCCUUCGUUCGGAUUUUUCGACACAUGUCCUCUCCCCCGCCUCUCUAAGAGCUGGUCUCAUCUGGUGCUGUGUUUGGGCAGGACCUCCCAGGAACCUACUGCUAGCUAGCUAACUUACUACCCAUCCGACCUUCCGACCAACCUCCUGCUUUGUCUCACCCUCGCUUCCUCCAGGAUGGGCCUUUCGUUGCUGUCCUUCUUCUAAUCCGACCACUUCCCAAUGGGUUUGCUCGCCAGUUUUCUUUUCGUCUACAUCCUUGGGGGACUUACCUUUAUCCCGCUCGUCCUGUCGCUCCUCUUCCUCCAUGCUUACUUGACCCUCCGAUCCCCCCCACCGCCGGCCCAGAAGCCAUGCGACCUGCCACACGAUCCGAUCCGGCGAGCGACCGACGAUCAGUACAGUCUCAAAUCCGGCACCGAUGAAUUGGCCGACAAGUUCCAUCGCACGCACGAGCCUGACGUCGCGGCCGGAUACUUCGCCGUCUGUCGUGAAUAUGUUCCUGGUGGAGUCAAUGGGAAGCCUCCCGAGCGAACCACGCCGGCGGGUGAGGUGAUCGCCGCGGAGAGCCCCAGCGUCUACCAAACUAUGUACAGGAGUUUAUUCGACCGCAAGCAGACCCCGACCAUCGAGCCGUCCAAGGCGAAUGGGAGAAAUGGGAAAAGGGCGCGGAACGUUUUCUUUAUUGUCUUGAGGCAUGGCCACUUGAUGCUGUAUGACGAUGAACACCAGGUGGAGGUGCGCUAUGUCAUCUCCCUCGCCCACCACGACGUGAGCAUCUACGGCGGGGAAGGAGAGAUCCAAGAGGGGGAAUUAUGGCUGAAGAGGAAUGCCAUCUCCCUGACACGGCGGUUGGAAUCGCUGGGAGACCUGGGCGGACCAACUCCUCCCUUCUUCCUCUUUUCCGAGAACCUGUCGGAGAAGGAGGAUUUCUAUUUCGCCAUGCUCCAGAAUCAGGCUCGAAUGGGGAACUCGUCGGACGGCCCUCCCAAGUACCAAUCCUUCGAAACGAGGCACAUCAUUGCCUUGGUCCAGCGUUUGCAUUCUUCCGAGGAGCAGCUGCAGACUCGAUGGAUUAACGCCGUGCUGGGAAGGUUGUUCCUUGCCAUGUAUAAGACGCCGGAGAUGGAAGAGUUUAUUCGCAAGAAGAUUACGAAAAAGAUCUCCCGCGUCAAUAAACCGAACUUCAUCAGCCGGAUCGGCCUGCAACGGAUCGACAUGGGCGAAGGUGCCCCCUUCAUCAUCAAUCCCCGACUGAAGGACUUGACGGUCGACGGGAAUUGUUGCGUGGAAACCGACGUUCAGUAUACGGGCAACUUCCGCGUGGAGAUCUCCGCCACGGUGCGCAUAGACCUGGGUCCUCGGUUCAAGGCCCGGGAGGUCGACAUCGUUUUGGCCGUCGUGCUGAAAAAGCUCGAGGGUCACCUGCUGAUCCGGUUCAAGCCCCCUCCCAGCAAUCGUGCCUGGAUUUCGUUCGAAUCCAUGCCGAACAUGUCCAUGGACAUCGAACCAAUCGUUAGCUCGAAGCAGAUCACAUACGGCAUCAUCCUCCGCACCAUCGAGAGUCGGAUUCGGGAGGUUGUCGCGGAAAGUAUUGUUCAGCCUUUCUGGGACGACGUGCCGUUCCUGGACACUUUGUCGCAACGCUUCCGUGGAGGAAUCUGGCAGCGGGAGAUCCCCAAACCCGAAUCCGAGACCGAGAUCCCGGAUGAAUCUGGCGAACAACCUCAGGAAUCAAGCGGCUCCAAAGACGAGUCGAUCGAAGUGCUGAAAUCCAAGGAUGAGCGCACGAUGAGUGCACCUGCACUUUCCGAGCCUGCGCCUCCCGAGUCACUGAAAUCUCGCAAGGGCUCCAAGGGGUCCAUAAAGGAGAAUUCGGGCCCCCAUAACACCAGCGCCUUGUCGUCCGCCAUCGAAAAAUCCGGUGGCUCCCCUCCACGGGCAAUUCGAUCCCAGACCUUUUCUCAUGCCGCCGAUCCGGUGGUUACGGCGGACAACGUGAACGUUGACAAGGCUACGUACGACGGCAAGACCGACGAGAAAAGCAGCGCUACUAGCGCUAUGAUUGAAAUCUCCAGCCGAUCUCCUCCGUCCUCCCCGGCCAAGACGCCCGGCGGUUCGCCGCCUGCGGACAGCCAAAUUGGAAUGGACGGCGCUGCUGCACAGAGUCGGGAUCCGUCGAUCGUCGAGUCCAUCGAGAGCGUCGGGGAGUUCAGCAAUGACUCGCCGCGGCGUUCCUCUUCCAUCCACCACAAAGCCAGCGACUCGUCUCUGCACCUCAGGAGUGCUGCCGCCAGCUCCACCGCGUCAUUGAAUAGCAGCAAACCGCGGCGACGCACCACGUUCGAGACCCUGACCAAAUCCAUCACCUCCGCAUCCUCGGACAACAAAACCCCGGGUUCCAUCUCGAUCGGAACGGCAACCUCCGUGGCCAGGAAAUGGGGCUGGAACAUGUUUGGCAAGGGCGAAAACCACAAUCAACCCGAGCCACCUCGUCCUGCGGGCACCCCGGAGGAGCCUAUCGGACGCGGCCAUCCGCUACCUCCUCCAGGGACCCCCCUGCCACCUCCCGAGAGAUUUGCCUUCAAAAGGAAUUCUGGUGCCCCGCCGAAGCGCAAACCUGUUCAUCCCGACGGCCCUCAUGGGUCGACCAAAGACGAGCACAAGAGGCCCGUCUCCAAGCCCCCUUUGCCUCGACGGAAGCCGGUGUUCAACCCGGAAGACGGCGAUCACGUUCCGGACGAGCUGUUGGUCGUCGAGGCUCCCUACGAUUCAGCUCCCAACAGUCCGGCCGUCGACGUGACUCCUGAUGUGGACCUGCCUGAACCGCAGAAGGGGCAACGCCCACCUUCUUCCGAGGAGACGCAGACCAGCGCUCCGACAGUCGAGGGACAUGAUCAGGACACUGAAGAUCACCAUUCCCUGGGUCAUGGUAAACAUGGUAUGGAGAUCUUAUCGGCAACCGAUGGGAUUCUUCCGUGACGGGAAUGGUGGAUGACUUGGGUGAAGAGGCUUAUAUAGACCGGAGACGGCUCGGUGUUUAAGUCGUGAUCUUUUCUUUUUGCGAACCCGACAUGGUGUCUUGGGAAGCGGGCGUUUGAGAAUUUGCGAUACUUGCUUUCAUGGGAAUAAACCAGAUCCGACAUUUCUAGCCAAAUCCAUUGCUCUUCAAGAUUUUGGGA